AUGCGCGAAAGCACGAUACAGGUGGCUCACUGCUCCACGUACGUCGUCGAGCAGGACUCGUCGUCUGCCGUCACUUGCCACGCCUCACAUCGCCCGCGGCGUGGCGGUGCCACCGAGCUGACCGCAGCCGGACUUGCCAACGGCGCAGUUGCUCUCUUCACCAGCCGUGGCGAGCCGUCCUGUGCGGAGACCAAGCCCCGCAUGCUGCGCGGACACAGUGGCCUCGUCUGUGGGCUGCUCUUUGUCAGCGGUCCCGAGGUUGGAGGCCACGGAGGCUACCUCCUCCUCAGCUGCUCAGCCGACCGCACCGUGCGAGUGUGGGACCCUGCGAGCAGUGAGCCCGAACCGGCCUGCGUACAGACGCUCCGUGGGCACGGUGGCACCGUCACCGACCUUGCCAUUACUGACACUGGAAUGCUAGUCACCGGCUCGACAGACUCGACUGUCCGCAUCUGGCGCGCCGAUCCGGCCCGCACAGUGAUGUUGCACCCGUGGUUUAGUGAGGUGCAGGUCCUGAGAGACGUCAGCGGCUGGAUCAACGCGCUCGCGCUCCACAGCAAGGAGGAGACGCUCUACGUGGGCGACGAGCGAGGACACAUCUCCGUGUACCGCCCUGCCGGCGGUGCAAUGCGCCUCAGCCGCUGGCGGCAGCAGCCGCGGGUGCACUCGCUGGGCGUCACUCGGCUGCUGCUGGUGCCGGGUGAGCGUGUGCUGGUCUCCGCGUCGUACGACUGCACCGCGAAGGUGCUGGACACGCGCAGCGGCGCCGUGACACGCAUCAUCGAUAGCCCGCACAGGUCUCGAUUCACCGCUCUGUGCUGGGACGGCGCCCGUUCGGAGCUGCUCCUUGGGGACGAGAGUGGGCACUUGAGCAUCUGGGACGUCGGCGGCGAGGGCUGCCUCAAAUGUGAGCGCUUGUGGGGCGAUGGGGCCCUCCCAAAGCAAGGCGGCGAAAAGGUGGCAGCCGCACUGGCCAAUGCGGUUCGGGUCAGCCGGAUCGAUUCCACGGGGCCGCGCGUGGGCAAGCCGGGACCCAGUCAGGGCGGGCUGCGCCAUCUCGCUCUCGCGGAGGGAGGGCGCCUCCUCUCCUCCUCGGGCACCGCUGUCGACGCGUGGCGCGUCGUCCACGGAAUCAGCAGCGUGAGGGCCGCCGCACACAGCGCGGCAGUCGUUGCUGUCGCCGGACCCGGCACAGCUGCCGUGUGCGACGAGGGGGAGGAGCGGCGCUCAGACGCGGCGCGCUCGCCGGAAGCGGCGCUUUCGACACGGUCCAGCGAGAGCGCGGUCUACUCCGCUUCCCUCGACGGCACCAUCCGCGCGUGGGACCCGCAAGACAUGUCGUGCACAUCCAUCUUUCACGAGGUUCGGUCCGAAAUUGCCUGCCUAAUCCAUUGCCCGCGCUGUGAGCGGCUCGUCACUGGGCACGAUGACGGCGCGAUUCGGCUGUGGCAUGUGGACUCGGGAUCGACGGUGACGCUGUCGGGCCACUCCAACACAGUGACGUGCCUCAGCGUCGACACACGCGGCAAGUCCGUGCGGCUCCUCUCGUCGAGCUUUGACGGCACGGUUGGCGCGUGGGACAUUAGCGGGCAGCGGCCGCCAAGGCUCGAGCUGCUCUUCGCCGCCCACGAGGAGGAGGUGCUCGCCGUGCGCGCCGCGGAGCUGACGCCGCGGUACGUCACCGCCGGAUCCGGUGCGCCCAUCAAGAUAUGGUCGCUCGAUACUCACGCGCUGCUCGGACAGCUGCGCGGCCACACCGAGCCAGUCGGCCACCUCGCAGUCGAUGGCCACUUUCUGCUCUCGGGCUCGGACGACGGCUCGGUGCGGCUCUGGGACCUGUACGCAUACGCGCUGCUCCGCGUGCUCCCCCGUGUGCAAGAGGGGCCUCUCCGUGGCCUGCUCGUUGUGCCCGACUCCGGCUGGCUCGUCGCCUGCUCCGAGGCGGCGGUACGGGUGUGGGACUACGACUCUGGUGGGCUGCUCAAGGAGUGGCGGCACGCCGAGCCCUUCUGCAGCAUCGGGCUCCGCCGGUCGACGGGCGACGUGAUCGCAGGGACGGAGGAGGGCCUCCUCGUCGCCCUCCCCCUAGCAGAGCUGACGCCUUCGAUGGGCGCGUGA
Molecule: messenger RNA, 2118 nt
Organism: Emiliania huxleyi CCMP1516
Lineage: Eukaryota; Haptophyta; Isochrysidales; Noelaerhabdaceae
Exons: 1
Coding region: 1-2118 (705 amino acids)
Molecular function (GO): protein binding
Source: RefSeq, a predicted model, not a curated record